Molecule: messenger RNA, 1707 nt
Organism: Cucurbita maxima (winter squash)
Lineage: Eukaryota; Viridiplantae; Streptophyta; Magnoliopsida; Cucurbitales; Cucurbitaceae
Product: transcription factor bHLH30-like
Exons: 2
Coding region: 184-1275 (363 amino acids)
Biological process (GO): regulation of DNA-templated transcription
Molecular function (GO): protein dimerization activity; DNA-binding transcription factor activity
Source: RefSeq, a predicted model, not a curated record
UAAUGGCGUAAGAAGAAAGUAAAGCAAAGCAAAGCCAGAGGGAGAAACAGCUCUAUAUAUUGAAGCUCAAACUAAAGCUUAUGUUGAAGGCAAUGAAUUAAUGGUCAAAUUCAUAACUUUGAUCCAAUUUUAUCAUAAAGGUUUGCCCUUUUCACUUCAUUUUGUCUUUAUUUUGUGAGUGAUAUGCGUGGGGAGGAUCAAGAACAGGAUCAUCAUCAACAUCAAGGGGAGUGUUCACAAACAAUUGAGAAUAUGUUUCAAGAACAGCUUCUUCUUCACCAACUACAAAACAACAACACCGAUCAUAUUAUCUAUGGAGAUCAUCACCAUCAUGGAGCUGGAAGAGGGUUGAUUUUCCCGGGCGACGUCGUGUCGCCGGUUCUAAACUCGUGGCCUCCGCUCAACCCAUUUCUCAUUCCUCCUCCGCCUCCGCCUCCACCACCAACAUCGUUAUGUUCGUCGUCGUCGUAUGGUAAUCUUUUUAACCGGAGACCGGCUAAUUGUCUUCAAUUUGCUUAUGAUGGAACUUCCUCAGCGGACCACUUGGGUCGAAUCAUAUCAACCACGCUUGGACCAGUGGUUCAUCAUGGCUCAACUGCUCCCUUUGGACUUCAAGCUGAGCUUGGCAAAAUGAGUGCUCAAGAAAUAAUGGAUGCCAAAGCUCUUGCAGCUUCUAAAAGCCAUAGUGAAGCGGAGAGAAGAAGAAGAGAGAGAAUCAAUAAUCAUCUUGCUAAGCUCCGGAGCUUACUUCCUAGUACCACUAAAACAGACAAAGCUUCACUACUAGCAGAAGUAAUACAACACGUGAAAGAGCUAAAACGGCAAACAUCAUUGAUAGCAGAAACAAGUUCAAUCCCAACAGACAUCGACGAGCUAACAGUGGACGAUGCCUCAGACGAGAUGAUGAUCAACGGCGCCAAAUUUGUAAUAAAAGCUUCUCUUUGCUGUGAGGACCGUUCAGAUCUCCUCCCUGACCUCAUCAAAACACUGAAAUCCUUGCGCUUAAGAACCCUCAAAGCUGAAAUCACAACCCUUGGUGGGCGCGUGAGAAAUGUGCUGUUUGUCACUGGUGAAGACGACGAGCCAUCAACUGACCAUAAUAAUAACAACAAUAAUAAUAAUAAUAAUAAUCCCAAUUCAGACAGCCAACAACAACAACAUAGUAUCAGCUCAAUUCAAGAAGCAUUGAAGGCUGUGAUGGAAAAAACAGGACCGGAUGAUUCUUCGUCAGGAAACAUUAAACGACAAAGAACAAAUAACAUCAAUAUCCUUUAAGGUUUCUUCAUGUUUUUUUUUUUUUUUUUUUAAUGAACUGAAAAUUUACAUAUCACUGAAAUUUUCCACCAUUUUAGAGGAAUCUUUUUCGUUGUUCGAAAGAAAAGUGAUCUUUUGUGUAAGAGUGGCUUUUCCUAGAGUUGAUAGCGAUACGUAACUGGCCAAAACGGAGGACAGACGAUGAUGUGAGAAAAGUAUUGAAGUUUUGUUUUUUAUGAUUUGGGUAAGAGGGGCUUUUCCCAGGGUUGCAGUGAAGGUAAAGAAAAGCCCUAAUGAGGCAUGCAUGUGGUGCAGUUGUGUCCCCUUUGAUAUUGCAAAGUGAUGCAACAAAAAGAACUGAUUUUUUUUUUUGGAUAUGAAGAUCUGUCUUGAUUUUAUGUAUUAUUUUGUCUUUGACCCAUCUUGGGAUUUGCCUUGAAAUCAUCUUCUUCC